AUGAAGGCCACAGAGCCGGCUUUAAAGGAUUCUAGUAAAACCGAAUACGAUCGCAAGGGCUUAACCGCUUUGAACUUCGUCAUUGGUGGUCUUGCGGGAUGCUGUGCAAAAUCCGUUAUCGCUCCACUGGAUCGGGCUAAAAUUAAUUUUCAGGCAUCUGAGAUGUGCUUUAAUGUAAAGACUCUCCUCCAUUUCUUCAAAAAAUCAUACAGAACUGCUGGCAUUACUAGUUUCUGGCGUGGUAAUUCGGCAACAUUGACUCGUAUAUUUCCCUAUUCUGCUUGUCAGUAUGGGGUUCAUGAAAAAGCAAAGCAAUUCCUUGGAUUAACCGAUAUCUCAAACAAUUCUUUAUCGAUAACACAAGUUCGAAGUCGGCGGUUUAUCGCAGGAUGCACAGCUGGGUCAGUUUCUGUAGCCUUAACGUAUCCUCUUGAUUUGGUUCGAGCCCGAAUGGCUAUCACAGAACGCGUCAGAUAUGCUAACCUCUUUGACAUUGCUCGAAUGACCUAUCGAGAGGAGGGAUUGCUUUCGCUUUAUCGUGGAUUUACUCCUGCUUUAAUCGGCAUUCUUCCCUAUUCCGGUAUCGCAUUUUCAACUUUCGAAACUCUCAAGGAGUGGCGACUUAAGAGGCGAAUAUCACCGGAUGGUCGGUCUCCUCAACGUCUUCGACCUAUUGAAAACCUAUUUUGCGGAGCAUUUGCGGGUGUCCUUGGCCAAACUGCCUCCUACCCCCUUGAUAUCGUUCGUCGAAGAAUGCAGACAGCCGGCCAUCCUGAAUACACCCGUAGCAUUGUGGGCACAAUGAGGAUAGUCUAUCAACACGAAGGUCUAUUCCACGGUCUCUUCAAGGGAGUGACAAUGAAUUGGAUCAAGGGCCCAAUAGCUGGUGCCAUCAGUUUCACUGUCUUUCAUCAACUUCAAUCCCUCUACUCUCGUUGGCAAAACUGCUCCAAACCACCACCGAUAUCAUGA
Molecule: messenger RNA, 972 nt
Organism: Rodentolepis nana
Lineage: Eukaryota; Metazoa; Platyhelminthes; Cestoda; Cyclophyllidea; Hymenolepididae
Source: the annotation of a GenBank genome assembly